AGCACGGGAGCCCUGCCGCAGAGACCGGCUGGGUUGGCACUCACCCUCGACCCACCUGCCUUGUAAUGGUAGUCUAUCAGUAGUAGGUUCCAGGUUGCUCAGGGCAUGUAGGCAGAGUUAGCGACUGCCAAGCGUCCAGAGCCACAGCGCUCCAGGUACUCUGGGACCUUCUCCAUCUGCGGUGCUCUUUAGCUCCUGCGGAGAUGCCCAACUGACAGGAGAGCCAGUGAGGACAAGAACGCUCCAUUUCGACCCAAGUCCACUGCACCCAUGGCUCUGCCGGCCAGUCUGUUGCCCCUGUGCUGCCUGGCACUCCUGGCACUGUCUGUCCAAAGCUGCGGGCCGGGCCGAGGACCGGUUGGCCGGCGGCGUUAUGUACGCAAGCAACUUGUGCCUCUGCUGUACAAGCAGUUUGUGCCUAGCAUGCCGGAGCGGACCCUCGGCGCGAGUGGUCCAGCUGAGGGGAGGGUAACAAGGGGGUCGGAGCGCUUCCGGGACCUCGUACCCAACUACAACCCCGACAUAAUCUUCAAGGAUGAGGAGAACAGCGGCGCUGACCGCCUGAUGACAGAGCGUUGCAAAGAGCGGGUGAAUGCUCUAGCCAUCGCGGUGAUGAACAUGUGGCCCGGAAUACGCCUACGAGUGACUGAAGGCUGGGACGAGGACGGCCACCACGCACAGGAUUCACUCCACUACGAAGGACGUGCCUUGGACAUCACCACGUCCGACCGUGACCGUAAUAAGUAUGGCUUGUUGGCGCGCCUAGCAGUGGAAGCCGGAUUCGACUGGGUCUACUACGAGUCCCGCAACCACAUCCACGUGUCGGUCAAAGCUGAUAACUCACUGGCGGUCCGUGCCGGAGGCUGCUUUCCGGGAAAUGCCACGGUGCGCUUGCGGAGCGGCGAAAGGAAAGGGCUGAGGGAACUCCAUCGUGGUGACUGGGUACUGGCCGCUGAUGCAGCGGGCCGAGUGGUACCCACGCCAGUCCUGCUCUUCCUGGAUCGGGACCUGCAGCGCCGCGCCUCCUUCGUGGCUGUGGAGACCGAGCGUCCUCCGCGCAAACUGUUGCUCACACCCUGGCAUCUGGUGUUCGCCGCUCGCGGGCCAGCGCCUGCUCCAGGUGACUUUGCACCGGUGUUCGCGCGCCGCUUACGCGCUGGGGACUCGGUGCUGGCUCCCGGCGGGGACGCGCUCCGGCCAGCGCGCGUAGCCCGCGUGGCGCGCGAGGAAGCCGUGGGCGUGUUCGCACCGCUCACUGCGCACGGGACGCUGCUGGUCAACGACGUCCUCGCCUCCUGCUACGCGGUUCUAGAGAGUCACCAGUGGGCCCACCGCGCCUUUGCCCCUUUGCGUCUGCUGCACGCGCUCGGGGCGCUGCUCCCCGGGGGUGCAGUCCAGCCCACUGGCAUGCAUUGGUACUCUCGCCUUCUUUACCGUUUGGCGGAGGAGUUAAUGGGCUGAGCUUCCAAGGACAGAAGUCCUUCAGGCUCUGCACAAAACCGAAGCCCUGAGACCUGCUAGCUGAGAUCUGGGGAUGUGGGCAGCAGGUGAUGCUGAUUGGGAGAGAGAGAAUAAGGUGGGCUGUGCUAGGAACCUCUUGGUUUAGGUAACUUUUACUGAGAGGAGUGGUACCCUGUCCUUGAUAACUGGGUUUGCUGGUAGGCACUCUUUAAUGAGGACUUUUUUUUUUUUUUUUUGCGUCUUCCCCAGUCCCACCGGAUAAUUUUAUUUUCUAUUUAUAAUUUGUAAUAUGAUGACCUGCUUGCCCAGCCCACUAAAGUGAGGACCUGGAGCGGGGCUUUAACACUGCCUUACGCAGCCGGCCAACCUGACAGCUCACACUCUCACCUUUCCCUGCAGGUGGGUUAAUAAAGGGAAGGCUUAUUGGAAACCACCUUCACUUGGGUGAUUCACCUCCAAAAAGGAGGAGAACCGGGACUAAUCCGAGUCCUCUUCUUACCUCCACCUUCUUCCUCAGCAGGAUCUUCCAAAUCCUCUUGCUGCAAAGGGUGUCCCAACCUGUCAGCAACAGACAGGAAAUAUCCUGCCCUUUUUAAGGUACUGGUUCCACCCUUAGCAGGGACCAGAACUUCACUUAUGAGGAUGCAUACCAACUUUGAGUGGGGGGUGGGACUUACCGAGGGAACUUGAAGAUUGAUGCUCAGCCCAUUUGGGGUCUUCUAUUGUUAGCUAUCCUGGUCUAUCCCUGUAGGCUGCGGAUCAGCCCAGCGGUCAUCCUGCCUACUGAAUGGGUCUGAUUACUUUCUGGGGUUUUGGUAGGCCGACUGAUGAGCCAUGGGUGUUCCAGUCUGCCACACAUUUGUGGCCAAAAUAAAGAUCCUAGAGCCGUCAGGAAUGGCGGUCAGAUUACAGGAGUGCAUGCUUGUAGUCCCAACACUUUGGAGGUAGAGAAAGGAUAGAACAGGAGGAUCAUGAAUUCAAGGCUAACCUGGGCUGCAUAGUAGUAGAACACACACACACACACACACACACAGAGAGAGAGACAGAGACAGAGACAGAGACAGAGACAGAGAGACAGAGACAGAGAAAAGCUGGAGAGAAUCAUUUCUCAUGACCUGCAGGGAACAGGUUUUGGAUUGGGUAUAUCUAAGGGAAAAGGCCUCCUCUGUCAAGUUCUAGUAUGGCAUUCUGAGUUUCCUCCUCCAGUCCAGUGGUUGUUUCUGCUGGCUCUCCAUCCACCCUUCCUUUCCUGUCUCUUGUUACUGGUUGGGCUUCUCUGGUUUCUCUGGGUGUUUGGGGGAAUUUUUGGACUCCAGCAUUGCAAGCCACUGAAAUGCAGGUAGAUUGAUGUCUCUGAGCUAGGGAUGGGCUUGUAGGACUGCCCUGGAAAAGAUGUGAAUGUAGGAUCUGAGGGAUAGUCAAGGGUGGGUGGUAUUUCCAGGAACUGGGCCCAAGCCUGCGACGAUUGCAAGGAAGAUCGGCUCUGCUCUGAGCUUCUGAGCCAGCCAAGGCCAUUCUGUAGAUACGUCGCCCUCUGGUGGCACUGGAGAGAAUUCUAAGGCUGGGGACCUGUGCUUCCCUUUGGUUCCCUCUGCACCAAAGGGAAAUGUAUUGAGCACUGCAUCAGACUUACUCAUAGGAACUGACCCAGAGGGCAGAACAUCAGUACGUGGCUUGCGUUAACCGUUAGCAUGGUGCCACGUGUCAGGAGAUGGUAAGGAACCUGCAUGAUUCUCUCUCAAUCCUUGGAAUUUUUUUUCAGCUCUGGGGCUCUGGGGCUCUGGGAAGCUCGAAGUGUAGAUAAUGAUGCAGUGUGUCCCUCAGUCUAGUGACCUUCAAAUCCUGUGGUCAGAAGAUAAUAGUAAAUAGAGCUUCACAUAGUUCCUGAUAAAGGUCCUCUAUUCACCAAUGUCUAAGUCUGCAGACACCAAAUACCUGUUGCCACCCUGCCUUCUCCCUGCCUCAUCUCAAACAAUAAUAGCCUUUCCUACUUUCUUACCCUACUCUUACUGCAUCUCUUAGAUGCUGGUACCUUUGGUUUUAUCACCCAGGUGAUGAACACUCUGAUAAGCUAAUUGGACUUUUUGUGUUGCUGGGCCAUCUGUGUUUACUGCCUUCUCUAAGUACUACUUGUCUCUAAACUGCUGAAACUAAGGUCUUUUUUUUCUUUUUUCUUUCUUUUUUUUCUCUUUCUUUCUUUCUUCUUCUUCCUCCUCCUCCUUUUGGUUUUUUAUUUUUUUUGCUUUUUCAAGACAGGGUUUCUCUGUAUAGCCCUGGCUGUCCUGGAGCUCACUCUGUAGACCAGGCUGGCCUCGAACUCAGAAAUCUGCCUGCCUCUGCCUCUCAAGUGCUGGGAUUACAGGCGUGCGCCACCACCGCCCGGCGAAACUAAGGUCUUUAACCAGGAACCAAUAGGGCUGACUGUGAAGAUAGCUCAAGCAGUACAGCAUUAGCCUAGUGUGCCCAGAGCCCCAAUUUCAAUUCCCAGCACCACUCAAAUGGCUACGGAAUAUAUUUGGGGACAAGAAUUCAUUGGCUUUCAUUAAAUCACAUCCUAUAGGUUACUUUCCAGGCUUGAGGCUCACCUCUCUCUCCAACUUUAUCCCUCUCCUCAUUCUGUCCUCUUAGGGCCCCUCCCCUCAUUCUAUCCCCUUGAGGCCCCUCCCCUCAAUCUGUAACCUUGAGGUCCCUUCCCUUAUUCCGUUUUCUUGAAGCCCCUCCCCUCAUUCUUAUCCCCUCGAGGUUCCUCCCCUCAUUCUGUUCCCUCGAGGCCUCUCCCCUUAUUCUUAUCCCCACCCCCACCCCUGCCCCUUCCCUCUUUUGGUCCCCUUGAGGCCCCUCCCUUUAUUCGUGUCCUCCUGAAGCCCCUCCCAGCUAUGUAAAAACCACACACCAUGUGCUUGCGGCAGGCGCGCUAACUUGGCCGCCUAUCCUCUUCCAACUGCAGCAACUCCUUUCAACCCACGGCCAGAGCUUUGCGUUCCUCCCUCACUGCUGCUGUCGCCCUCCGCCGUCGUCUGCUUUAUGUCUACUACUCCACUAAAAGUAUUGCCAUCGGACGCAUUUCAGGGCUGAGGUUUGUUUUGUUUUUCAAGCUGGGCGCGGAAAGGAGGAUUGUCUUGAGUUCAAGGGCAGCCUGGGAUACUUAGUAAGGCCCUGCCACAAAUAAAUUUUAUUAUUUAAAAUCAAACGCAACAUGACACAUUUGGAUUUAUUUAUUUAUCUGUUUGUUAAAUUAUUUAUUUUGAGAUUCAGUUUGCCCUUGAGCUCAUUAAUAUUCCUGCUUCAGUUUCCAGAACAUUGGGAUUGGGUUUAUUUUAGGAUAAAGGAAUAAUUUUGAGGGGCAGUAGUAGCUCACACCUUUAAUCCCUGCACUUGAGAGGCAGAGGUUGGCAGAUCCCCGAGUUCGAGGCCAGUCUGAUCUACAGAGUGAGUUCCAGGACAGCCAGGGCUACACAGAGAAACCCCGGCUCAAAAAGCAGUAUAAAUAAAGGGGAAAAAAAGAAAGAAAAGUACAAAUACAAAGAACUGUGAUUGGGUGCCCUGGUCUAGUGGUGCCCACUUUUAAUCCCCAUACUUGUGAGACAGAGGCAGCCAGAUCUCUGUGAAUCUGAGGCUGGUCUAAUCUAUAAAGAAUGUUCCUAGGCUGGGCGUGGUGGCACACGUCUGUAGUCCAAGCACUUG
Molecule: messenger RNA, 5145 nt
Organism: Apodemus sylvaticus (European woodmouse)
Lineage: Eukaryota; Metazoa; Chordata; Mammalia; Rodentia; Muridae
Gene: Dhh
Product: desert hedgehog signaling molecule
Exons: 3
Coding region: 271-1461 (396 amino acids)
Biological process (GO): intein-mediated protein splicing; cell fate specification; regulation of gene expression
Molecular function (GO): calcium ion binding; patched binding
Source: RefSeq, a predicted model, not a curated record